Molecule: messenger RNA, 1374 nt
Organism: Manihot esculenta (cassava)
Lineage: Eukaryota; Viridiplantae; Streptophyta; Magnoliopsida; Malpighiales; Euphorbiaceae
Product: FHA domain-containing protein FHA2
Exons: 3
Coding region: 152-1138 (328 amino acids)
Biological process (GO): regulation of ribosomal protein gene transcription by RNA polymerase II
Cellular component (GO): nucleus
Molecular function (GO): protein binding; sequence-specific DNA binding
Source: RefSeq, a predicted model, not a curated record
CAUAGUCUCCACUUCGGAUAAGCUAAUACCCACAACCAAACACCUGCCAAGAAAGCAGCGUCUCUUUCGUUCCACAAACCAAACAAUCUUCUUCUUCUCCCAAAAGGAGUCCCUUCCUUCUGUGUAGUUCAUUUCCAAUUCCUCCCUAUCAAUGGGGACGACAGGCAGCGACGUUGAAGCCGGUUUUGCAAAGCUGCAAGGCGAGGAUUUCGAGUACUACAUGCAAACAUACUCCAUAAUAUUGGGCCGCAAUUCCAAGAAAUCCACCGUCGACGUCGACCUCUCCAGUCUAGGUGGUGGCAUGAAUAUCUCCCGCCACCACGCUCGCAUCUUUUACGACUUCACGCGCCGUCGUUUCGCCCUAGAGGUUCUUGGCAAGAACGGCUGCUUGGUCGAAGGCGUCCUCCAUCUCCCCGGCAAUCCUCCCGUCAAGCUUGAUUCCCAAGAUCUAUUGCAAAUUGGGGAUAAGGAGUUCUAUUUUCUGCUUCCAGUGAGGAGUAUUUUGGGCAGCCAUUUUGUACCCAGGCAUCAUAUGGCGGUGGUGUCUCAAUAUGGCUAUCAUUCCGCCGGGGCGGAGAGGAUGGCGGGGCCAGCGGCGGUGGCGGCUGUUAAGAAAGGGAGAAAAGAAUUUUACGAGGAUGAGUACGAUGAUGAUGAGGUGAUUGGUGGUGGUAGUAGUGGUGGAAAGAAGGCCAGAAGAGAGGGGUUUGAUGGGUACGGAUACGGUGCAGGUGGGAAAGUGGGAUUGGCUGGAGCGUUAGUUCAUGCAGAUAAGAAAAUAGAUGGAAGAUCAAGGGUUGAUCGUGAUUCCGAUAAUGAACAGCUUAUGCAGUUGGAGGAAAAAGAUGUAGUGUCAUCUGUUGCUACUGUGCUGUCUGAUCUUUGUGGUCCUGGAGAAUGGAUGCCCAUGGAGAAACUCCAUGCUGAGUUGGUGGAGCAAUUUAGCAAUGUCUGGCAUCAUACUCGGGUACGGAGAUACCUCACAUCUGAGGACUGGCCUGGUCCUGAAUCCAAAGGGAAGCCCUGGUACGGCUUGCUUAUGUUGUUGAGAAAAUACCCAGAGCACUUUGUCAUCAACACGAGGUCCAAGGGCCGUGUCACUCUGGAGUUUGUCUCUCUCGUCUCUUUGCUUUCGUAGGAUCCUUCAGACAUAACUAGGUUCAUCCCCUAACAUGUGUCUAGCACCAUGCACUUUCUCCACAAAGUGAAUUAAGUGGCUGAUUGUUGAUCUUCAGUCUUUGAAUAAGUCUGGACUAGCUGCUUGAAUGCAUGUAAAAUCAAAGCAGUUUCUGUUAUUGUUUGUCUGUGAUGAAUAUUUUGUACGUGAUGUUUUAGCAUGCAAUCAUCCAAUAGACUGGCAGCUUCUUCGGCCAA